Molecule: messenger RNA, 5199 nt
Organism: Polistes canadensis
Lineage: Eukaryota; Metazoa; Arthropoda; Insecta; Hymenoptera; Vespidae
Product: zinc finger protein 423-like
Exons: 4
Coding region: 152-3931 (1259 amino acids)
Biological process (GO): regulation of transcription by RNA polymerase II
Cellular component (GO): chromosome; nucleus
Molecular function (GO): zinc ion binding; chromatin insulator sequence binding
Source: RefSeq, a predicted model, not a curated record
UGGACGAAAGGAAUGGUUUAAAAAGGACCGCUCGAUUCCGUAUUCAAAUGUCGACUAACAAACAAAACUCUGCGUCCCUAACCUGGCCUUAAAGUGAAGAAUUCGUGACGGUUCGAGUGGUGCUUUGAAAAGCAUCUACAAGCCGUCCACGAUGGACGACGUUGAGCUACUGAACGUUGAAAAUGUGUGUAGAUUGUGUCUUUCUGUGGAGGAACCAAAAUUCUCGAUAUUUGAGAUGGAAGACUCUCCUUCUGCUGUACCAUUAGUUACUAAAAUACAAGCAUGCUUAUCGCUUCAGAUUUUGUCUACAGAUAAAGUAUCCACGUUGAUAUGCUCUUCUUGUAUAGAUAAUGUAAAUCAAUGGUAUAAUUACAAGGAAGCUUGUUUUCAUUCUCAAGAUAAACUACAGAAAUGGCUAGAAACUCAUCCGCAGACAAAUCUAGUGGUUGUAAAUAUAAAGGAAGAACCUAUGGAUAUAGAUUACUGCGAAGAUAACAAUAAAACAUUUGAAUCCAACAGUGAAUCAAGCGCUUAUGUAACAAAUCAUGUGAAGUCCAUGGGAAAAUUUUAUUCUAAAAAUGAAGCUCGGGGAGAAGGAUUACAAAUCGACAAGACAUAUAAUUUAGGUAAAGAUAAGGAUUUAAGAACUUCUCAAUCAUCUUCAUCAAAGAAUGCCAACAAGGAAGAAUGCAGACUAGAUAAAGAAUUUCAUAAUUUAUUGAUUAAAACUGAACCAGAGGAUGAUUAUGAUACAGAUUGUACAAUAGAAAUAGAAUCUGUCAGUGGUACCGAAUUACUUUUAAAUCCAAUGGCAAUUGCUAGUAAAGAGGAGAGAAUUAUGGAAGCUGAUUCUACUCAAAAAUCAAAUGCAACUACUCCAAAUAGUAGAAAGAAGAUGAAACGAGGUCCUCACACACAUUUCCGAGGUACACGCGUUUAUAAACAGAAAUGUAUGCAUUGCCAGAUAAAUCUACAUUCUAAGCAUUCUUAUAUAAAACACAUGGAAAGAUUUCAUAGUGAAGAUUGCGAGAAUAAAAAUUUAUCUAAAUCGACAUCUGCUGAUGAAGAAGAAUUGAUAGAAGACGUGGAAGAUGAAUUGACGAGUAUGGAGAACGAUGCACCAUUGACGGAGGUACAACAAAAUAUAAUUAGUCAACUGAAGACAUUUUCCUGUUACUCGUGUCAACAGACUUUCAAUGAUAGAAAGCAUACACUUAUUCAUAUUCGUCAACACAUGCCAGAUUUAAGGCCAUACACUUGUAUCGCAUGUUUAACACAAUUUCGUGAUCGAUCUAUGUACAAACUACAUUGUAGUGCAUCUUUCGAAUGUGCUAUGAAAAUUGCAUUGGUUAUACCUAAGGAAGGAAACGAAAAGUAUUUCACUUGCAACAUGUGUUUACGACCGAUGUCAAAUAGAAAAGAAUUAUUGAGUCAUUUGUCUAAACAUUCAGAUAAACAAUAUGAAGAAAUGAUGUCACCAAUGAGAUCGCCACCUAAAUUACAACCUAUGACACCUUUACCAAGUCCAAAAAAAGAUAUUUUACCAAAAUCACCUCAGAUGAGUAAAGCCAUUCUUGGACCUUACAAAAAUGGUGAUCCAGCACAUAAUCACCCCUGCAAUUUGUGCGGUAUGAUCUACAGAUACAAGCCUAAUAUGUUAAGACAUCAUGUAAUUUGCAUCAGGCUAUCACCGGAAUUAAGGACUUGUUACAGAUGUGUACAUUGUGGUAUGACUUUCCUCGUUUUUAAGAAAUUUCAUAAUCAUAUCACUAUCGAUCAUAAGAAAAAAGAAUUCGUUUGUUUCGAAUGUAACGCUAAGUUCAAAUCCCCGAGUGAUUACCUGACGCAUCACGAGAAGCAUCGACAGAUGGCCGUCAGUCAAAAUCAGGAGGUUACUAGUAAUCAGAUAAUGUCCCCUCAUCGUGGGCAAAGUCCUUUAAAAUCGUGGAGUGACAACGAGGAAGCUACAGUGUCUAGACGAAGUAUGGAAGGUCAACGAUACGUUUGUAAUUUAUGUGGUCAAGAUUUUACAACGAGAGCCAAAUUGGCUUCGCAUAAGAAUCUUCAUCUUAAAGUAAAAAUAUAUUCGUGUGUUAUUUGCCGCAGUAUGUUUAGCAGUGCUGGUGCUUUAGAAAUCCAUAUGAAGGAUCAUGGCAUCGAAGAUCCACAAGAAAGAAAUGCUAAUAGUUCUUGCGUUGAAUAUGAUCGACUCGAUAAUAGACCACAGGAAAUUGAUACUAUUAACACGAGUACUGUCUCGGACACUGGUGGGCGAGAAAAUAUAUGCAACAUAUGUGGAAAGAUAUUUUCCAAUUAUCCAAAUUUGAGAAGACACUUUAGAAAUAUUCACAAGGAUAACAAAGCACGUUUUACUUGUAUACGUUGCUCGUUAUCUUUUAAAACAAAAGAGCUUUAUGAACAACACGUGAAGCUCGAUCACAAAACAAAAGUCAUGCUGAUGUGCAGCCAGUGUCCCAAGACAUUUAGCUUCAAAGCUAAUUUGGAUCUUCAUUAUAGUAGUGCUCACGGAGAUAAACCCGGGAAUCGAGAAUGCGAUAUAUGUGGAAAAGUCUUUCUAGAAGAAGCCUCCUUGAAGAUUCAUCGAAGCUGGCAUAAUCGAGCGAAUUCGCGGUUUUACACUCGAUCCUUUUUGAACGAUGAGAUCAAAUCUUUAACUCCGCUUUCUCCUACUGAAAUUAAUGAUAAUAAUUUAGUUGCUUCGUCGCCCGAACGUCCAGCUAGGGCAAGAAAAUCUUUUCCCAAUCCACCACCUACAAAGCCACAAAACGAUUACCAGUGUCAAGUAUGUGACAGUAAAUUCGAAGAUGUGGUCGAGUUGAGGAAACAUUUGUGGGAUGUUCACUGUGCUCGUAAUAAACCAGAGAAAAGUUUCUCAGGUGAUGAACUUCAAUGUCAGUUAUGUACCAAUAUUUUUCCCGAUCAAAAAAGUUUAAAGUUGCAUAUGGAUUGGCACAAAGCCAAUCCAAUAUUGAGCAAUAUACAAAAGCAAACUUUCCUUUGCGAGAUAUGUAGCAAACAUUACAGCUCAAAGAAAGCUUUGACGAAACACAGAAAGCUUCACAAAGCAAACACGGUAGCUUCAAUUAAGUUCCAAUCGCUUAGUAGAAAGAGUGCUCAAUAUCUCUGUGACGUCUGUCGAAAGAUCUUCAGCAGCAAUCAAUCAUUGCAACGACAUAGAAUGUCUUUUCACAACGAUUUGCAGUCUCCUCGGUCUCAGGCAUUUAAUAGUAGUACUCGACGGGUAUCCAGCGAGGAAUACAAAAUGAAGAAAAUGGAUAUGGAAGUAAGAGAAGAAUCUUCAAAAGAAUUAACUUUGAAUGCAGUCAAUGCUAGUAAGAAACCAGUUACUUGUCAUUCGUGUAAAAAGACAUUCCCAAACAUGAGUGUUUUAUACAAACACAAACAACUGAUUCAUAAACCAAAAAUAGCAAAAGUGAUCGGUAAAGCCCCAAUAAAUGAAUGUGUUCCUAUACAAAAUGCUGACGGUAGAAUUUCGUGCAAUAUAUGCGGUAAACAUUUCUGGUCGAUGUCUAAUUUCAAACAACAUUUUGCUGCAAAGCAUAGAAACAAUUCAAAAAGUCGUUGUACCACAGCUAGCUGUAAUCCUACAUAUUCACUUCUAUCGCAGUCAAUAAAGACCGAAUCUUUGCCACAUAAAGCAACGAUUAUCUGUUGUAAACUUUGCAACCGUCAUGUUUGGAGUAGAGAAGAGAUAGCUAUUCAUAUGCUCUCUGUACAUGGUACAGUUUAUGAACCUGAUACCAACAGUAAUUUCCACAGGGAAACCGAUCUUACCACUUAUGUUGUUGAAGGAGCGGUUAAUGCAACUUGUCCUUGUUGUAAUAUCAAGUAUCCUAAUAAUAGAGCUAUGAAGAUUCAUUACUUUAAAUUCCACGAAGCUACGGACUAAUUUAGUUUUAUAAAUGAUUCAUAAAUCUAGAUAACAUUGAUUUUUUAAAACGACCUUUCGUUUCUUUUCCAAUACUGCCUCUAUUGAUGAGAUGCGUUGAAUGUACACAAUGUUCAUUCAAGGAUGUUGAAUAGAAACUCUUCCUUCAUAUGGACACCAUGAUUAAAUCUUGUAAUAGAAACUAUACAAAAUUAUUCGUUUAAAUCGAUCGAUCGUUUGCUAUAUAUCUAUGUGUAUAUGUACUUCCAUAGAUUAUCCUUUGGGCUAUAAACCUUAGCCAAUAAUUAUGAUUGCCAGAUUUUACUCGUUCAAUUAACUUACAAUACAACGUCUAUGUAAAUAACCAUUUUUCUUUUAAGGAGAAACAGCCAUUGUACACUUAUAUUUACGUGUUUAUUCAAUUGUAAUAUCAUGCCCAUACUUUUUUUUUUUUUUUUUCUUAAAUAAGCUACGCAUAUUUGUUGGAUGUCUUUGAUAAAGAUUCUAUGAAUUAUGAUCAGAUAUAGGAUUAUAUGAGUGAAAGGGUAAGAAGAAACGAAAGCGAGAGAGAGAGAGAGAGAGAGAGAGAGAGAGAGAGAUUGUUGACUUCAAUUGGUUUUUUUUUUUAAUAAAUAAUUUGGAAAUAAUAAAAAGAAGACAUCGUUUUGAUUACACCCAACAAAUAAUUCGUUUGAUUUACUGUAAGUUCUAUUCAUGAGAUAGAAAAGAAAACUAGUAUAAUGUUUUAAAUUUAUCAUAAAUGGCAUACUUGGCUACCUAUAAGCUGUAGCAUUUUGCAUGUAGCAGUAAAUAAAGUUUAUUAAUAUAAAUUCGUUGCUACUCAUUACUUUUUUUUUUAUCGAACCUUCUUAAAGAAUCUUUUUAAGUCUUGCGAUUUUGUUUGGCGGUGAAUUGCGAGCUUUUUUUUUAACUUCGAUUACAAAAUUAUGUUAAAAAGUGAAUAAAUGAUGGGGAAAGAGGACUGAAUGUUAUUUAAAAAUAAAUAAAGUAUUAAAAAGUAUGUCACAUAUAAGAAAAUGGAAUACAGAGGUAAGGCACGAAGGACUCAUUACGAGACGAGUAUUGGUACUUUUUUUUUUUAUGAAUGCACAAAAUAUUUUAAUAUAAACUUAAAAAUUCGUACAACAACAUGAAAAAUUAUAGACUAUUGUACACAUGUAUACAGACAUACGUCGUACCUUUUAUUUCUCAUUUUUUUUUUUCAAAGUUUUAUCAAUAUAUAUAUAUAUAUAUUUACGUGCAUAUACGCGUAUAUAUAUAUAUACACC